AGGAGGAAGCUGAGGGGAAGAAGAUAGAAGACUCGGUCCAAGCCAUGCAGCAUGACUAUAUGUGGGGUUAGAACACAGCAAUUCCUGGCUCCCAGCCCCGUGAUUAUGCCACUGAAAAUCGCCCUUCCCCAUACGUAAAGAUCCACUUUUGGACAGGAAUUGGAGAAGACAAUGGUUAUUUCUGUAUUGGGAAGACCUAAAGAAUUUCACCAGAUGAAAGGAAGACCAAAGGCUAGUAAAACAAAGAGUGGCCAUAUGACACAAAUGAGCAACCCAAGAAUAAGACAACAGAGGAUGGCAAGGCCUUUCCAUUUCAAAGUUUUCAGGAAGAAUUGAGGUUACCUUGAAUGCUGUGAAGUAAUAUGAACCCCAUCAUUCCUCUGAGGAAAUGUACAUGAAAAUGAAGCUACACCAUCAUAGUAUAACACAGCAGUGAUGUUUUAUGUGAACAGGCAGGAAGAGGCUGCAUGAGACUUUGUAAAGAGGUAAUACAUACCUGGGAGUUUGUAUCAGCAAUGCAAUGAAUCUCAAAGUGUCCUAAAAACAGCUUGGGGGAUGACCUGAGUAGAUUGGUCAGCAGAGAUGAUUUGGACAAUUUUUCACUAACGUGAUACACUGCGGGGAAUGAAAACAAACUUUUCUAGUCACUGAUGUACCAGAAUGAAAGCAUAUGCAAGCCAUUUACUCCAGGGUGCCAUUUGGUAUAGAGGUGGAAUGCACUUUUGGGAGUACCUGUUACAGCAAGAGCUGAAAUAUCGGAUACGUGGCAGCACAAAACUUUAAUCUGCAUUGUCAACACAGACUCAUUAAGUGGCCAUUCAAAUGGGUGGAAUAUGUUACAUAAAUUGGCAACAAGUUUCCAGUGGGUGAAGCAAUUAAGCUGGGAACCUGCAGAGCAUUAAAGUGAUGCACUUAAUGAAAGGUGGCAUCCUAUAUGCAGAACAUUACAUCUGAAAUUUUCCAGUAACUCCAAGGUUCUUACUUCAGAGGUGGCUCUGGGUGGAAGGAGUAGAUUCUCGAAUACUCCUGUGCCUAUAAAUUAACCAAAAAUGAAGGAGGACAGUUGUUUACAUGCUGCUCUUAUCUGCCUGGGCAUGCUAUAUUACAGCCAUGCCGUGUCUACAGAAAAACUUAACCAUUUAAGGCCGUCACUCCAUGGUCACCAUGAAAAAGGAAAAGAAGGGCAAGUUCUGCAUCGUUCAAAAAGAGGCUGGGUGUGGAAUCAGUUCUUUGUAAUAGAAGAGUACACAGGACCAGAUCCUGUACUAGUUGGCAAGCUUCAUUCAGAUAUCGAUUCUGGAGAUGGAAACAUUAAAUACAUUCUCUCAGGUGAAGGCGCAGGAAUCAUUUUUGUUAUUGAUGACAAAUCAGGGAACAUCCAUGCAACAAAGACACUGGACCGAGAAGAGAGAGCUCAGUAUAUUCUAACAGCACAAGCUGUAGACAGAAACACUAACAGACCUUUGGAACCACCCUCUGAAUUCAUUGUGAAAGUUCAAGAUAUAAAUGACAACCCACCUGAGUUCCUACACGAAAACUAUCAUGCGAAUGUGCCAGAGAGGUCCAACGUGGGUACAUCAGUUAUUCAGGUAACUGCUUCGGAUGCUGAUGAUCCUACCUAUGGGAACAGUGCCAAACUGGUUUACAGUAUUCUUGAAGGUCAGCCGUACUUCUCCGUGGAAGCACAAACAGGUAUUAUUAGAACUGCUCUUCCCAACAUGGACAGAGAAGCUAAGGAAGAAUAUCAUGUUGUAAUACAGGCAAAAGAUAUGGGAGGACACAUGGGAGGACUCUCAGGGACAACCAAAGUGACAAUUACACUUACUGAUGUCAAUGACAACCCACCAAAGUUCCCACAGAGUGUGUACCAGAUGUCAAUAUCAGAAGCAUCCAUACCAGGGGAAGAAGUAGGACGACUGAAGGCCAAAGAUCCAGAUAUUGGAGAAAAUGGCUUAGUGGCUUACAGCAUCAUUGAUGGAGAUGGUGUGGAGAUGUUUGAAAUUACAACAGAUUAUGAGACUCAGGAAGGUGUUGUAAAGCUUAAGAAGCUCCUAGAUUAUGAAACCAAAAAGUCCUACAGUCUGAAGGUAGAGGCAGCCAAUGUACAUAUUGAUCCUAAGUUCAUCAGCAAUGGACCAUUCAAGGAUACUGUAACUGUAAAGGUAGCAGUUGAGGAUGCUGAUGAGCCACCCAUAUUUUUAGCACCCAGUUAUAUUCUUGAAGUACAAGAGAACGCGGCAGCUGGUGCUGUUGUUGGGAGAGUACAUGCCAAAGACCCUGAUGCUGCAAAUAGUGCUAUAAGGUAUUCAAUUGAUCGUCACACUGACCUUGAAAGAUAUUUUAGUAUCAGUCCAGAAGAUGGUUACAUUAAGACCAUAAAAACUCUGGAUAGGGAAGAAAUUGCUUGGCAUAACAUCUCUGUCUUUGCAACUGAAGUCUACAACCGACAUCAGGAAGCCAAAGUUCCUGUAGCAAUUAAAGUCCUUGAUGUCAAUGACAAUGCUCCAAAAUUUGCAUCGACCUAUGAAGCGUUUAUUUGUGAAAAUGGUCAGAGCAACAAGGCAUUUAUUACAAUUACUGCUGAUGACAAGGAUGAUGCAGCCAAUGGACCAAGAUUUAUCUUCAGUUUACCACCUGAAAUUAUUCACAAUCCAAAUUUUACACUCACAGACAACAGAGAUAAUACAGCGGGUAUUUAUGUUAGACGCGGUGGCUUUAGUCGACAAAAGCAGGAUUUAUACCUUCUUCCUAUUGUAAUAAGCGAUGGUGGAAUCCCUCCAAUGAGCAGCACCAAUACCCUCACUAUUAGAGUCUGUGGCUGUGACAGCAAUGGUUCCAUGCUCUCUUGUAAUGCUGAAGCUUACAUCCUCAAUGCUGGACUUAGCACUGGAGCUUUAAUUGCCAUUCUCGCUUGCAUUGUGAUUUUAUUAGUCAUUGUAGUGUUAUUUGUAACACUGAAAAGGCAGAAGAAAGAACCUUUAAUUGUUUUUGAAGAAGAAGAUGUCAGAGAGAACAUUAUAACUUAUGAUGAUGAAGGUGGUGGAGAGGAAGACACUGAAGCCUUUGACAUUGCUACUUUGCAGAACCCUGAUGGCAUCAAUGGGUUUAUUCCUCGUAAAGACAUAAAACCCGAGUAUCAGUAUAUGCCAAGACCAGGGCUUCGGCCAGCUCCUAAUAGCGUUGAUGUUGAUGAUUUCAUCAACACAAGAAUACAAGAGGCUGAUAAUGAUCCAACGGCUCCUCCUUAUGACUCUAUUCAGAUCUAUGGCUACGAAGGAAGAGGCUCAGUGGCUGGUUCACUUAGCUCGUUAGAGUCGGCGACAACAGAUUCUGAUUUGGACUAUGACUAUCUACAAAACUGGGGACCUCGUUUUAAGAAACUAGCAGACUUGUAUGGUUCCAAAGACACUUUUGAUGAUGAUUCUUAACAAUAAAGUUACAAAUUUGGCCUUAAGAACUGUGUCUGAUGUUUUGAAGAAUCCAGAAGAAAUGUAAGCAGGUAUUUUUUUAAAAAUCAAGAAAAGGCUCAUUUAAACAUUUAAGUUUGACAGAGGAUUCCUUUAAUAAUAAUGAAAAGGACAUAAAAGUGGUAAAUACUGUGAAGUACCUUUUCUUACAAAAGGCAAAUAUAGAAGUUGGUUAUCAACUUCACUAGAGAAAAAAACCACUUGUGAAGUACAAAAUAUUUAAGGGAAGGAAAAUUCUAAAAGUGAACCUACAAAUGAGGGAAAUCUUUUAUGUAUUAUGAACAUCUAAAUCUUUUAUGUCAAAGAAGCUUCCACACAUUAGAAAAAAGAUAACAGUUCUGAGCUGUAAUUUCGCCUUAAACUAUGGACACUCAUAUAUGUAGUGCAUUUUUAAACUUGAAAUAUAUAAUAUUCAGCCAGCUUAAACCCAUAUGAUGUAUGUACAGUACAAUGUACAAUUAUAAUGUCUCUUGAGCAUCAAACUUGUUACUGCUGUUUCUUGUAAAUCUUUUUGCUUAUACUUUCAUCUUGAACUAAUACGUGCCAGAUAUAAAACUCUGUCUUGUUGCAGUGGGAGGCGCCCUAUUUCUAUGUCAUUUUUAAUGUAUCUAUUUGUACAAUUUUAAAGUUCUUAUUUUAGUAUACAUACAAAUAUCAGUAUUCUGACAUGUAAGAAAUGUUACAGCAUCACACUUAUAUUUUAUGAACAUUGUACUGUUGCUUUAAUAUGUGCUUCAAUAUAAGAAGCAGACUUUGAAAUAAAAUGAUUCUUUUUUU
Mauremys reevesii (Reeves's turtle) is the source of this 4244-nucleotide messenger RNA. RefSeq names its product cadherin 11 (gene CDH11). Gene Ontology annotation, cellular component: catenin complex; plasma membrane; adherens junction. The coding region runs from base 1050 to 3428 and encodes 792 amino acids. Gene Ontology annotation, biological process: cell morphogenesis; adherens junction organization; calcium-dependent cell-cell adhesion. The transcript has 17 exons. The record is from RefSeq and is a predicted model, not a curated record. Gene Ontology annotation, molecular function: calcium ion binding; cadherin binding. Lineage: Eukaryota; Metazoa; Chordata; Testudines; Geoemydidae.